AAUACACUGUUAUUAUUAUAGUGGUAUACACACAGAAGUCGGUCAUAUUAGGCGUGAGAAUAUUCAAAGAUAUUAUUAGUUAGUUAGGCCUUUGCAUUACCCCUUUCCUUCUCUUUCUUACACUAUUUUUCACGUUUCAACUUUCCACCCCAAUCACCUAUCCCACACGCGUACGUACCUACACACGUGUUUUCAUUACUUUAUUAUUUUUUUACAGUCAUAAGUCAUUAAAAAAGAAGUCUAGUGGGCCCCAUCUUAGACUAAACCAAUCAUUCUUCAGUCAAAACGACGUCACAUCAGCCUUCCCUCUCCAUAAAAACCCCUCAAAACCAUACCACACUUUAUCGUUUCCUCCUUCCACAUCUUCAUAAUCUCUUUCUCUCUCUUUCUCUAAUUGUAGAGAAGAACAUAAAAAUGGUUAAAGGAGAAGAACUGCACAUAACCGUACCCAACCUUUUCAGGUGUCCCAUAUCGAUGGACGUGAUGAGGUCUCCCGUAAGUCUCUGCACCGGCGUCACAUACGAUCGAACAAGUAUUCAGCACUGGCUCGACGCAGGUCACGACACCUGUCCAGCUACCAUGCAAACCCUCCCUUCCAAGGAUUUCAUCCCCAACCUCACUCUCCGCCGUUUGAUUAACCUUUGGGCUCAAACCAACGGUCCUCCUUCGCCCUCCUCUUCUCCUACCUACUCUCGUUCCGUCUCCGAACAACAGGUACGGACUCUGGUUCAUCAUUUGGAGAAUCAAAACGAAAGUGCGAAAGUGUUUGUCGUUGAUUGCUUGUCUACCAUUGUUGAUUUCGCGAGCUUUGGGGACGAGAAUAGAAGAAUCCUGGCGAAUUUUGAGAAUUUUGUUUCGGCUAUUGUCGGAGUUUUGUGUAGGGGAACUGCGGAAAUGGAAGUUAUGGAGUUGGCUGUUAGGGUGUUGGAUUCGAUUUCUAUGGAUAAUUCAGUGAGGAAACAAGUUCACGCAUCUGUUUCGAAGCGAUUCCAGAGUUUUCUAACCACUAUUCGGUCGUUCUUGAAAAACGGAAGUACGAGAUCGAAAAUCGAAUCGGUCAAACUUUUGAAAACGAUCGCUCUCGACGCCGAAUCCAAACGCGCAAUCGCCGAAAACAGUAACCUCCUCAACGAACUACUCCAAAUCGUCCGUACCGAUUCAGAUUUCGCCCUACACGACGCCGUUUACUCAUGCCUGAUCGAAGUUUCAGUAACUCGUUCAACCAAAGCAGAGCUCGUCGGAUCAGGACUUGUGGAUCUCCUAACGAAGACGCUCUCGAACAGAAAUUCGCCCAAACCGGCCAACGAAAAGGCUCUGAAGCUUCUCUCAAUCGUUUCAACGACAGCGGAGGGAAGAUCAGCAAUCGGAGUAGACUGUAGGUGUGCGGUGGCAAUCGUGGAGAGAAUGAUGAAGGUGUCGAGGUCGGCGACGGAGGACGCGGUGGCGGUGGUUUGGAGCGUGUGCUGCUUAUUGGGGGAGAAUAAGACGAAGGAGGCGGUGGUGAACAGCAAUGGAAUUGCGAAGAUUCUGAUGGUGAUGCAGAGCGGGUACUGUGAGGGUCACAGAGUGAGGAGUAUGUGUUUGGAUUUGCUUAGGGUUUUGAGAAUUGGAUCUUCAUCUUCAUUAUCAUCAUCUCCUUCUCCUUCUUCUUCUAUUGAUGGUUUUGGAUUUGGGAUUGGGAGUUAUUUUAGCAAUACAACUCAUAUAAUGCGUUGUUAGAUUUUUUUUUUUCUUUCUUUGGGUUGUGAAUUAUGGAGGGAAGAAGGAAAGGUUUAAUUUUGUAAUUGUUUUUUUGGAUAUAAAAUAGUUAUAAAGAUAUGAUCAAAAUUGGUAUCAAAUCAAUGGUGAAAUUUCAUUUUGGUAAAUAAAAACGAAAAUUAGGGUGAUA
This is a messenger RNA of Cannabis sativa, 1888 nucleotides long. RefSeq names its product U-box domain-containing protein 27. NCBI's taxonomy places the organism in Eukaryota, Viridiplantae, Streptophyta, Magnoliopsida, Rosales, Cannabaceae. The coding region runs from base 415 to 1719 and encodes 434 amino acids. The record is from RefSeq and is a predicted model, not a curated record. Gene Ontology annotation, biological process: protein ubiquitination. The transcript has a single exon. Gene Ontology annotation, molecular function: ubiquitin protein ligase activity.